GUCAUCUGUGCCGAUGGAGCAGGGGUGUACGCUCCUUUUAGCGGCCAGCUCUCUGGCCCCAUCCGAUUCUUCCACCAGAAUAAUGCCAUCAAUGACGGAGUCCAAAUCUCAGGAUCAGGCUACUGUGUGAAGCUCGUCUGCAUUCAUCCCACCCGAUACCACGGCCAAAUCCAGAGAGGGCAAUACCUCGGGAAAAUGCUGCCAAUGCAGAAGGUGUUUCCUGGCAUUAUCUCCCACAUCCACGUUGAGAACUGCGACCACUCUGAUCCUACUCAUCUUCUUGGGCCUGCUAUUCUACCGCUCCCACAACAACAAGACACACGCUGGGCAAUACUGUGUUCCGGGAAUCCUACUAAUGAGAUAAGAGGCUGUGAUAGAUAUGGCUGCGGAUACUACGGAGCUCCAAGACGCAGUGGUAAGGGCAAGCACUCAGGUGUGGAUGUCAUCUGUGCCGAUGGAGCAACCGUGUACGCGCCCUUCUCUGGCCAGCUCUCUGGACCCAUUAAAUUCUUCCACAACGGAAAUGCCAUUGAUGAUGGAGUCCAGAUCAGGGGAGCAGGCUUCUGCGUAAAACUAAUCUGCAUCCACCCCAUCAGAUACAGCGGUACAAUUACUAAGGGACAAGUCCUUGGGAGAAUGUUGCCAAUGCAGAGAGUAUUCCCUGGGAUCACAUCUCAUAUUCACGUCGAGAACUGCGAUCACUCAGAUCCUACCGGCAAUCUGGAAAAGGGGAAAUGGCAACAAAGAGAGUGA
Eurypyga helias (sunbittern) is the source of this 753-nucleotide messenger RNA. RefSeq names its product myeloid protein 1-like. The record is from RefSeq and is a predicted model, not a curated record. NCBI's taxonomy places the organism in Eukaryota, Metazoa, Chordata, Aves, Eurypygiformes, Eurypygidae. The annotation marks the transcript as partial. The transcript has 5 exons.